Molecule: messenger RNA, 1134 nt
Organism: Rotaria socialis
Lineage: Eukaryota; Metazoa; Rotifera; Eurotatoria; Philodinida; Philodinidae
Source: the annotation of a GenBank genome assembly
AUGGAAUCGAAUCUCAAUUCAAAUAAUAAACGUUCAGCUAAUGAUGGAAAUGAUGAUAAUCAAGACAACAAUAAUAAUGUUAAACGAACACGAUCGAAUAAAGUUGAUUUAAGAUUUUUAUUGGCUUCACGUGAUGCCGGUGCAGUCAUUGGUCGACAAGGAAAAAAUAUUCAAAUGUUAAGGUCUAAAUAUAAAACAAUCAUUCAAGUUCCGGAUCAAGAUGGACCCGAACGUAUUUUAACAAUAGCUGGUGAACUUGAACCAUGCCUUGAUUGUCUUACAGAUGCAUUAGUAACCAUGGCUGAGAACCAAAAGUUACGCCAAGAUGCAAGUGAACUACGUGCUCUUGUUCAUACAUCACAAGCAGGUGCUGUUAUUGGAAAAGGAGGUGAACGCGUCAAAGAAUUAAGAGCUCAACAUGGACUUGAAGUGAAAGUAUUUACUGAAACGUGUCCAAAUUCAACUGAUCGUGUUAUUCUAUGUCGGGGUGAACAACGAGCUAUACUAAGUUGUCUUCGUGACAUUUUCACACAAAUUGAAAAAAUUCCACCACGAGGUCCUAUUCGUCCGUACGAUCCAUCAUGUUAUGUUGAACAUCAAAUUCAAGGAUACGGUGGCUUUGCACAUGAUGAUAGUAGCGUAUAUGGUGAUCGACGAGUUCGCAAUAGCGGUCCUCGGGGAUAUAAUAAUUAUGACAACUGGGAUAUGAAUAAUAUGCGCGGCGGAGGCGGAGGUGGUGGUAGUGGUGGUGGUAUGUAUCAUGAUGAUUUCUGUGGUCCACCAAAUCAAAACUUCUAUCCACCACCGCCUCCACCCCCACCACCACAAUCUAUGAUGUCUGGCGGUAGUGGUCAAGCUCAAAUGCGUCCCUUGAUUGAUUCAUAUGGGCAAGCACCUGCCACUCAAACACAACAAGUUACUAUUCCACAUGACCUUGCUGGAGCUAUAAUUGGUCCGCGUGGUACACGUAUUUCCCAGAUUCGUCAACAAUCAGGUGCAUCAAUCAAAAUCGAUGAUCCGUUGCCAGGAACAAAUGAUCGAAUUAUAACUAUUGUUGGCACUCCAAAUCAAAUAUCGCAAGCUCAACAUUUGCUUCAAACAGCAGUUCGACAAUCAGGUCUUUAUCCAGGAUGA